GAUAAACUGAUAUGGCAUAAUACUCCUGAUGGGGUGUUCUCGGUCAAGUCAUCCUACCAUUUGGCGGUCUCCCUUGAUAAGAGAAAGGGUCGGUGGAAGGCGUCGGGUAGUUGGAUGGAUAGAUCCAGUUGGAUCUGGUUGUGGGAGGCGAAUAUUCCCCCUAAGCUGAAAGUCUUUGUUUGGCAAAUUCUGAAUCAAAUUCUCCCCACCACGGAGGCCCUAAUUGCUCGUAAGGUCCCUAUCCUCCCUCGUUGUCCAGUCUGUAGGGGUGGCCCGGAAACCAUAGAGCAUCUAUUUCUGGAUUCUUUGGGGCCAUUCGGGGCUAGAAUACUUAGGGGAGGGAUUGCCUCGGCAUACUUUUCCUCUGUUUCUUAAACGUUUAAUGGCCUUAAUUUAGCAGCCGACGCUCCUUAUGGCAGUUGUCUCUGUCCUUUGGCGCAUAUGGAGGUCUAGAAAUUGGGUGGUGUUUGAAGGAAAGCAAUUUGGAUUCCCCGCGUUAAUGCGGCAGUUUUCCCAGCAGUAUGAGGAAUGGGUGGGGUUGCCAGCGGAUGAGCCCCCUAUGCUUUCUCCGCCGAUGGUUCCACAGUCAGGUGUGCCGAGUCAGGCUGCUGGGGUGGCUUGUCAAUGGGACGGGGCUACUAGGAAGGGAUCAUAUUCAGCAGGUGGCAUGGUCCUUCUGUCUCCAUCUGGGGAUGUUCUUAUGGCUAAGGGAAUUUAGUUCCAAGGGAUUGAUGACCCAGUUGUGGUGGAGCUUCUUGUGCUCCGGGAGGCUAUUGCUUGGUGUUUGGGGCAGGGUUUCACGAGGAUGAGAUUCGAAGGGGAUGCCAAGGUCAUCAUUGAUAAAAUCAAUUGUAAGGAUGCUA
This is a messenger RNA of Linum trigynum, 863 nucleotides long. The record is from the annotation of a GenBank genome assembly. Lineage: Eukaryota; Viridiplantae; Streptophyta; Magnoliopsida; Malpighiales; Linaceae.